CAAAUAUGGCGUCUCCGCUUCCGGGUUUGGAUGUGCUGCUGUUGUCGGUCGGAACACCUCAUUUUUAAUAAGAAAUGUGCAAGAGAUGAACUCAAUAAACCAUCUUUGUGGUUUCUAGAGCUCAGCUGGAGCGUUUGUGCAUCCAAGUUGCUAUCAACAACCAAGCCUUGCCAUCCUUCCCAGAGCUAGGACAGGAGAGCCCCACGGCCAUCCAGCUGCAGCCCACAGGGACUAUGGCGACCCAGGAAGCCACUCCAGGCAGCCAGUCCGAGGAGAGCAGUGCCUUGGAUUUGCCAACGGUUAAUGACAUAAGAGAUUACGUGCUGCAGAGACCCCAUCAGGAGCCCGACAGCGAGCCUUUUAGUUCUGUAGAAGCCCUUUCUAGUCUUUGCUCUUCUGAUCUGGAUCCAGAUAUCAAUAACCUAAAUUCUGAACAAAAUGAUUCCUGGACCUCUGAGACCUUCUGGCUGGACCCUUCUGUGAAGGGCCAGGUGAAGACCAAGGCAGAGGAUGAUGGGCUUCGGAAAUCCCUGGAUAGAUUCUAUGAAAUGUUUGGCCAUCCACAGCUGGCCUCUGGAGAUCCACUCUCCGCAUCAGUCUGCCGGUGCCUGUCUCAGAAAAUCAACAAACUGAAGGCCCAGGAGACCCGAAAGUAUGCCCUCCGCAGUUUCCAAAUGGCCCGGGUCAUCUUCAGCCGGGAUGGCUGCUCGGUCUUACGGAAGCAUUCCAGGGCCGUCCACUUCUACCCACUGGGAGAAGGAGGUGUGUCUCUGGAUGACGAAAAGCCAACCCCGGGACUUUCAAAAGAUAUCAUCCAUUUCCUCUUGCAGCAGAAUGUGAUGAAAGACCUUUAAGUAGUGCCUGGUGGUAAGAGCAGGCAGCAUGGAGGGUGGUCCAAUGGUCAACACUGUUAGUGCUUCACCCACUUCCCCUUCAGCUUCUCUUGCCGGCUGCUCUGUGUGUCCAGCCACCCCCGACACACACCGGUAUGUCCCGCCCCCUGUGUCCACACCACCUGCCACCCCACCCUACCACUCCCUUUGACUUAAGACCAGUGACUGACUGUGGAACCCAGAAGCACAGCUUCCUUGCCCCAAGGGCAUGCUCUGAGGCAUAAUUGACUCUCCAGAGCUCCCCUCUGGAUCAGGCCAAGACUGGGACUUCACAUGAAAUCCUUGCUCAGCGCCUGCUGUUUCCCUGUACUCCCCCCAUUCAUCUACUGGUGUCUCCCAGGAGUGUUUCCUUAAUACAUCCCUGGUACCUGAAUCCUUGACUCAGAGUCUACUUCUGGGGGAUCCUAACCUAAGGGAACAGGCUUUCUUCAUUAGAUGAGUUUUUUAAAGGAUUUAAAGCUCUGUGCCAAAUCAAGCAUAAGAAUUAUACCAAGUUGUAAAACUGAGACCAUGUGACUGAGAAUGUAUUUCCCAAAAUAACAUAAAGAUUUAAAUACGGUUCCAAAAAGGACACCAUAUCUUCCUCAUACCCUUGCCUCUCCAAAGCCAGAAUUCCCUGUUUUGUAAUUCUGACAGGGUGUGGAAGGAACAUUUGGAUCAUCUAAAAUAAGAGCGAAGAUUUGCAAAUUUAAAAAAAAAAGUGGGGGGGAGGGGCUCUUGGUCUCCACCAGAUUGCCAACGUGGAAGGUGUGAAGGAAACAAAUGUGCGCCACCUACUGAAGGACGCGUCAGUUUAGUUAUGCCAUGACAGGCUGAUGGGACGCGGCCUUGGCAGUCUGUGGCGGAAGAGAACAAGGACUCCUUUGCCCAGGUGGACGCCUCCCUGUCAUUUUUGCCUUCUGCCCGCACCCUCUGUCACCCUUGGAGCAGCUGGCCCCUCACCCGUCCCAUCCUUGCUCCACCAGGGAGUGGCUUUAAAUAGCCGGUGCCGGCUUGCGCUGGCAGAUGCUCUGCUCCACGGCCGUGUCCUGACCCCCCACCCCACCCCCGAUUGAGACUCGGGUGGUAGAAUGACAUCACCUGGCACUGAGCUCUUGGAAGCUGUAACUGGAGCCCUCGUACAGCCCUGCCUCGGCAGCCCUUCAAAUAAAUUACAUUGGCAGAAAGAGUUCUAUUGUUUGUCUGGGGAAACAACAAGAUGAGGCUGGCAAUGCUGUGCAGUUAGAUUUUGAGAAACUUGGGGUGAAAUUUCAUUGGCCUUAGGCUCCAUAUGCCUGCCAAGAAACGGAGUGUGUAAUCUCCGCUUGCAAUGGAUCGGCCUUGAGUGAGUGAACCCUCUCAGGCAGGUCUCCUGGGGACUCUCGGAGGGGAGAACACAGGCUUUGAAAGGUCAGGGAUUACAUACUAAGGCCUUCAGGGCUGGGAAAAUCAGAGGUAAGAAACAGUGUUUCACACUGAAGUGCAGAAGCAUCUUGGAAGGAGACCUGAAAUGAGCAGGUCUUUGAGAGCUACUUGAAGAAAAUGACUCCGUGUUUCCCUCUGACAAGCCAUUGUGUGAAUGUGUCCCGAGGAGCUUCUCCUAUGCAGCUGCCCGCCCUCCACUACCCUCCCCCCCCCAAAUAAUCAUGAAACCAGUGGCACUUAGAAUUGAAAAUGUGCAGGCUGAAUUUUAGCGUGGCUCAAAUUAAUAGAUGCAUUGGAAGAAUGCUGUCAUUUUUAGUGUUAUUCAGCCACUGAAAGGAAUAUUGGAGAUUAGUUUCCAUGGCCACCAACAGAAGGAAACUGGAUUGUUUUAUACUUUUUUUUAAAAGACAGAAGAUGGAAGCUAUUUGAAUCUCCAUGCCAGGAAGCAGCAGCUUCUGUUUGGCACUGAGAUUUCAGUAUUGGUUAUUUUGUACCCUUCAUUAUUAUCAGCGCUGAGGGUGCUCAGGAAGAGGUAGACUCUGAAACCAGAGAAUUUAAAAAUCUAGAAGCUAGAAUCAUCUUAGGGUGGAAAAAAAAAAG
Hyaena hyaena (striped hyena) is the source of this 2897-nucleotide messenger RNA. It is a transcript of the gene SHLD1, whose product is annotated as shieldin complex subunit 1. Gene Ontology annotation, cellular component: site of double-strand break. The record is from RefSeq and is a predicted model, not a curated record. The transcript has 4 exons. Bases 234 to 854 code for a protein of 206 amino acids. NCBI's taxonomy places the organism in Eukaryota, Metazoa, Chordata, Mammalia, Carnivora, Hyaenidae. Gene Ontology annotation, biological process: negative regulation of double-strand break repair via homologous recombination; positive regulation of double-strand break repair via nonhomologous end joining; positive regulation of isotype switching.